Messenger RNA from Lithohypha guttulata, 3660 nucleotides. RefSeq lists its product as uncharacterized. NCBI's taxonomy places the organism in Eukaryota, Fungi, Ascomycota, Eurotiomycetes, Chaetothyriales, Trichomeriaceae. The transcript is spliced from 2 exons. The record is from RefSeq and is a predicted model, not a curated record. Bases 1 to 3660 code for a protein of 1219 amino acids.
AUGCCUUCCGCGUCCGCUCGAAGACCUUACAUGGCUGUACCCACGAACGGCGAAGCUCUCAUCGAAGUUCUUCUCCGAAGCACUAUCGAAGAGCUAUCUCCUUCAACCAUCGCAACUACCAGUGCGUCCACGGCCACAACACCACAGCGCUACAAGCUCAAGCCUCGAGGUUCUACACAAACUGUGUAUCCUAGGCAAUAUGAGACCACAAACUGUGACAACCCUGCUACUCUACCAGCACGUAUGGCCAGCUCGAAGGCCAUCAGUUCAAGCCUUUGUCAGGACUUCUCAGCUUCGUACAAAGCUCAUACCGCCAAUAUGUCCUAUCCCAUGCAGACUGAGGUUAGUCAAUGGCUCGCAAACUUCAUAUCAGCAUCGAGUGGCUGGCGCUCAGCACUCAACUCGGAUGCUUACUGCUCGUCAGUAACAAACACGGUAACAACGAGUCGAAAACCAUACAACUGCGACGGUACUUGGACCAGUAUGAUUGAUGUACUUUGCACGGAGUCUGCCAUCGAGUUGAGCUGUGAUGUCUGCACUGGGUUUGGCAGCGCCUGGAUUUCGAAUUUCGCGCUCUCUUCAACAAUUCUCCCAGUGUGCGGAGCUUGGACAACUAACGUUAUUGACGAGACUACCCCAACAGGUAUUAUGGAAGGGGCACCAUCUGCCUCUGGUGCCGAAAAGAGCAAGGUCGUCAAUUCUGCAACACCUUCACCUACUAACAGCUUACCCACAAUCACGAAGACAAAUAGUCUGCUUUCGCUGACGCCUGGUGAUACUGCUACUCGGACAGCUGCCGCUGCCACACAACCAGGAUCGAGUACUAUGACAAGCGGAAGUAUCUUGUCCCUGAAGCCUGCCGAUAGUGCCUCCAUAACUGCGUCAGCUGCCAGUCCUACCAUCUUGAAUGCCGUGCAGCAAUCUGUGAGCAGCAAGCUGGAGGAUACGAUCAUUGUGGCGAUUGCACCUGUGGCCGUCACUUUCACGAGCACGAACUCUUUAGGUCAACCCGAGACAAUCAUUACACAGACCACGAUCGGUCUAGGUGUAUCGUCCAUUACCAUCGUUGCAACAAAUUCACAGGGCAUGCUUGAGACGAUUGUAACUUCUGUGGCCGCCGUUCCUGCACUCGUUCCUUCUUCCGCCACUAUCAUACUAACUAACGCGCAAAGUGUUGUCGAGACGGUGGUAGUUCCGGUCGCAGCCAUGGGUGUACUUGGGACAUCUUCAGUCGCCAUCUUGGUAACAAACGCUCAAGGCGUAAUAGAGACUAUCACGACUGCCGUUGCUGCAGUAGCUGGAUCUUCGGUUACCCUUCUGUCAACAGAUGCACAUGGUGUUGUUGGGACGGUCACAAGUCAGGUCAAUGCCGUACCUGCAAUUCCGGCGACCAUCGUCAUAACAGACUCUCGCGGGAACUUGAACACCAUUACAACGCAGAUUGCAGCGGUAGCAGCAGCGACUCUUUCUGCAACCGUUAUAGUAACAGAUUCUCUAGGUGUGGCUGAAACUCUCGUGGUUGCUGCCAAUCAACUAGUGCCCAUCACAAGCACGUGUCUUACCACAAAUUCACAAGGACAAGUGCAGACCUUGACAACUGUGAUCUAUGGUCUUACCGGUUCUCUUCAAACCUUCACCACGACUAAUGCUCAGGGACAAACGAUCACUGUGGUUAGCCAGCUACCAUCAUCAACGCAAUCCAGAUACACGACAACUACACAGUACACGUCCCUUGUUACCACCACAAAUACUGACGGAAGCGUUAACAGCUUCUCGGCCGUGGUGGUUGAAACGAUUGUGGUGAGCACGCCUCCAGCUCAAACCGUUAUGGCGACCAGGACGAGCACUGCACGAGCGUCUGCGACUAAUCUCGUGCUUGCCAAGAACGAAAAGGUGGUCAACGUGGAGUACUCAUCAUGGGUUUACACACUAGCUAUGUACAUCCCACCACUAUAUGCCGUGCUUGGAAAGGCAAUCUGGGAAAUGGUGUUCGCUGCCAUCAAGCUGAUCCAACCCUUCGAGAGGAUGAACACUGAACUUGGAUCGACUGCAUCAUACUCAAUCUUCGCUGAAUACCUCUCGAGCUCAAUCUCAUGGGACGCCUUCACAUCACUGACCCGCGGAAACUCAUUGCCGAUGCUAUCUGGGAUUCUCUACGUCGUUGGACAGAUUGCACCACCACUUUACGCGGCAUCGUCCACGAUCAAGGCACGUAGUGUGUGUACAUAUGCGGAUGGACACCAGCAGAAGUGCGACCCAGCUUGGGUAGUAGAUACGUUACUACUGCGCGUUGCUCAAGCUAUUGCUGGUGUGUGUCUUCUGGUGGUAUUACUCAUGAUCUGGUUCACGCGCAGGAGUCGGUCUGGUAUUGCUUCGGAUCCUUCGUCGCUAGCUUCAUUAGCGACGUUGAUGAACGACGAAUCUUUGCUGAAUGACAUACAGAAGAUUGGAUCAGAAGCGGAUCAUUCGAGCUAUGCAGCAGCUUUGGAGAGAUAUUGCUUUAUGCUCGAUUACCACAGCAGCUCUGAAGGCCAGCAGAUAUAUGGCAUCAUGGGCGUGAAGAGUAAGCAGGACACCUCGGAUUUACCCGAACUUGCAACUCGGGCAGCCUCGACAACUUACAACAGCGACAAUGUUCGACAGCGGUACAAUUACCACUCUAUUCGAAAUCCUGAGUCAGCUGCAGUAUCGUCUUAUGGUCAUACGUCUUUCACUUCUCGUCAACGCAAACACAUUGCUGCUGACAUCUGUGGCUUCCUCCUACCUCUCACGCUUCUUGCAUUAGUGCUGACGUUCUACCUCGACACCAGCCAUGAUGCAUUGAACCGAUUCUUUAACUCAAACACAUUGGCGCCCAAACUCCUACUUGUCGCUCUGGCAACAUUGUCGAGCUUACACCUUAGCCAUUUGGAACGACUCAUUCGCAUUUCAGAGCCGUUCCGUCGACUUGCAGCCAAUGACCCUCGUCUAAGUCAUGGAAGGAGCACAGAGAAGCCAGGUGUGCCUGCUGAGACAACAGUGCUGAUCACAAGAUCCGGUACACCCUAUUCGACGUUACCGAGCAAUAUCCUACUGACAGCGAAGCACGAGCUUCAUGGUGGACGGAUGAUGUUUCAAACGCUAAUGUCUAUCACCGUGAUAUUAUCAGACCUGAAUAUCAUCGCUGUGGCUGGUGUUCCUGUCAACGACGCAAUGACUUGGAAAUCGUAUUUGCUCGCUUCGAGACUGUCCAUCGCACUCACAGCAUGGAUCGUGCUAGUAUACUUAUUUGUUCUCUUAUGGUGGCGUAGAACUCCUGCAGUAAAGUACAUGGAGGGCAGAAGCAUGAGUAAAGGCGUUGGAACAGUAGGCGGAUGCAUGCGGUGCCUCUGUGGUGGAGAGAAUGGGAGUGACAUGGUCGACGUGGUAGUCAAGUUGAAGGAAGAGAAGGAAACCUGGAGAAAAUGGGACAAGAGUCACGGUGGAGAAGGUGGAAGCGAGGGUAGCACAAGAGUGUGGUUUGGGAAGACAGGAAAGAUUGGCGUUAAUGGCAGGGAGACUUGGAGUUUGUUGUUCGAACAGCCACAAUAUUCCAAUACGCCGAGCCAGAGGACGCGUAUGGUAGAAGCCGGGAUGCAUCACAGUAAGAAAACGAAGAAGAGAGACGCGAGGUGGUUUUGA